AGUCAAGUGUGCCGGUAAGUAGCACCCAUCUAAUUUAGGAGAAAGCUUUUAGCCUUUAAAUCACUCUUCCUUCGAUUUGAUAGAUACACUUUUGCAGAGAUUAGACUACAACCAAAAACGGCGGAACGUUUUAGGAGGCGGAACGUUUAAAUUGGUGUGAUAUUUCCUAGACGCCUGGAAAUACAUCACUUCCGGAUUUGCAGUUCGCACGAGACAGUUGGAAACACGUUUGUUUUGCACCUCUUAUUAAACACAUUUCCUUCAUUAACUGACUGGAAAUCAAGUCGUUGGAAGUAACUAUCGCACAGAUAGGAGAAGAUGGAUGGGAAGGAGCCAAAGAAGGACCAGAAGCGGCACCAGCAGAAGCACAGCGGGCCCAAGGCGGAGAGGAAAAAGAGCAGGAAACAGCUGGGAACCCCAGCCGGAGAUGACGAACGCAAGAGGAACCCCAAAGCGUUUGCGGUCCAGUCAGCAGUGCGCAUGGCCAAAACCUUCCACAGAGCCCAGGACCUAAAGGCCAAGAAACAUCACAUACCCCUGGUGGACCGCACCCCUUUAGAGCCUCCCCCGAUAGUGGUGGUGGUGGUAGGACCCCCCAAGGUGGGCAAGAGUACCCUCAUCCGCUGCCUGAUCAAGAACUUCACACGGCAGAAACUAGGGGACAUCUGCGGGCCUGUGACUAUCGUCUCUGGAAAGAAGAGGCGUCUUACCUUCAUCGAGUGUAGCAAUGACAUCAAUACAAUGAUUGACUUGGCAAAGGUUGCUGACUUGGUGCUGAUGCUCAUUGAUGCCAGCUUCGGCUUUGAGAUGGAGACCUUUGAGUUCCUCAACAUCUGCCAGGUGCACGGCUUCCCGCGCAUCAUGGGCGUGCUCACCCACCUGGACUCGUUCCGCAAUAACAAGGCCCUUCGCAAGACCAAGAAGCGGCUCAAGCAUCGCUUCUGGACUGAGGUCUACCAGGGUGCCAAACUCUUCUACCUGUCCGGUAUGGUGUACGGAGAGUACCAGACCCAGGAGGUCAAGAACCUGGGCCGCUUCAUCUCCGUCAUGAAGUUCCGCCCGCUGGUGUGGCAGCAAUCUCAUCCCUACGUCGUGGCCGACCGCAUGGAGGAUUUGACGGACCCCGAGAUGGUGAGGGUGGACCCCAAGUGUGAUCGUACUGUGUCUCUCUAUGGCUACCUGAGGGGGACAUACUUGAAGAAUAAAGGCCAGGUCCAUAUUCCUGGUGUGGGGGACUUUGCGGUGGCAGACAUCAGCUUCCUGCCAGACCCCUGCGCUCUGCCUGAAGCGCAGAAGAAGAGGGCGCUGAACGAGAAGGAGCGGCUGCUCUACGCUCCCAUGGCGGGGGUCGGGGGGGUCGUGUACGAUAAGGACGCAGUGUACAUCGACCUGCCCGGCGGCCACGUCAAUCAAGAACAGGAGGAGGUCCGUCCCACCACAGAGUUGGUCCAAUCCCUCAUCAGUACACACACCACCCUGGAUGCCAAGAUGGCCGCCAGCAAAGUGUCACUGUUCACAGGGGCGGCUGCCCUGACCCCCAGGGAAGUGGAGGAGGAGGAGGAGGAGAACGGGCUGACGUCAGGACUCCAGGAGAGCCGAGUCUGGGACCCUGAGACACAGAGAGAGAGGAGGAAGGCUGUCUUCACUGAAGAGGAAGAUGAUGAUGAUGAUGAUGACAGUGAUGGUAGCAGUGAAGAAGAGGGGGAUGAGGAAGGAGAGUCUGAAGAAGAGGAUGAGGAAGAUGAGGGGGGAAACAAAAGGGAAGAAGAAGAAACGGUUUUGAAGAACGAGGCAAAUGACAAAACUGAACCAAAAGAGAAGCAAGGAAUAAAGACCGUCCCUCCGGUGAAGAGACAGAAGAUGGAGGAAAGGAAAGCGGAGAAAGGGCCAGUGGUGGAGGUACCUGCCUUUGCAGACAGUGAGGAUGAGCUGGAAAUGAGUGAGGAGGAGGAAGGGGGGAAGGGAGAGCAGGAGAGUGAAGGAGAGGAAAGCGAUUCGGAGGGGGAAGAAGAUGAAGAAGACGGUGCAGUGGAAAAGGGUGAUCUCAAACCGAUAGACUCGGGUCAUUGCUCGGAGGAGGAGGAUGCGAGUGACUCAAUACAAGAUGACUGCGAAACCAAUGUCUCGGGCAAAGAAGGCAAGAAGUCGAAUGCCACCUCCAAAGAGGAAGAUGAGGAGAUGGAGGGAGGAGAGCUGUGCUAUGAAAGUGCCGGGUCACUGCGGUGGAAGGAGGGCCUGCAACAGAAAGCGUCGGAGGCGUUUCUACGGCAACAGCGCGCCGCCCCCAACCUGCGUAAACUGGUGUAUGGCACAGUGGCAGAGGAUGAUGAUGAUGGGGAGGAGGAUGAGGAGGAGCUGGGAGGGCUGUUUCGAGUCAGCCGCCCUGAGAAGGGCAAGAAGCAUCGUGCGGACGGCGUGGACUGCUCCCGUUUUGAACCCGAUGCCGCUCGCAAUUGGGACCUGGAAGAGAUGCUGGACUCGAUACGGGACUGUUUUGUUACGGGGAAAUGGGAAGACGAUCAAGAUGCUGCUACAUUGCUGAAAGAGGAUGAGGAGCUGUAUGGCGACUUUGAGGACUUGGAGACGGGGGAAGUGCACAAGGGGAAAGCUGCCAAGCAGAAGGACCAAGCCGAGGAAGAAAGUGAUGAGGAGGAGAAGCUGAUGAAGGUGGACGACGAGACCCAGAAGAACAAGCGUCUGGAGAAGAAACGGCGGCUGAAGGAGCGUUUCGACACAGAGUACGACGACGGAGACGCCACCUACUUUGACGACCUCAAGGAGGAGAUGCAAAAACAGGCAGAGCUGAACCGGGCUGAGUUUGAGGACGUGGAUGACGAGACACGGGUCCAAUACGAGGGCUUCCGGCCUGGCAUGUAUGUCCGUCUGGAAAUCCCCUCCCUGCCCUGCGAAUUUGUCACCAACUUUGACCCCCACUAUCCCAUCAUCCUCGGGGCUCUAGGUGCCAGCGAGGGGAACGUAGGCUACCUGCAGAUGCGGUUAAAGAAACAUCGAUGGCACAACCGGAUCCUGAAAACGCGCGACCCUCUCAUCCUGUCCCUGGGCUGGCGUCGCUUCCAGACCAUCCCCCUGUACCACAUCGAGGACCACAACGGGCGCCACCGCCUGCUCAAGUACACACCGCAGCACAUGCACUGUGGUGCCACCAUCUGGGGUCCCAUCACACCUCAGGGUACUGGCUUCCUGGCUGUGCAGUCAGUCGCAGGAACGAAGACCAGUUUCCGCAUCGCAGCUACAGGAGUCGUCCUUGACCUGGACAAAUCUGUGACCAUAGUCAAAAAGCUCAAGCUGAUUGGCUACCCAUACAAGAUCUACAAGAACACAUCAUUCAUCAAGGGGAUGUUCAACACCGUGCUGGAGGUGGCAAAAUUCGAAGGAGCCUCCAUCCGAACAGUCAGUGGGGUCAGAGGUCAAAUUAAGAAGGCCCUGUCAACGCCGGCGGGAGCCUACAGAGCCACGUUCGAAGACAGGCUGCUGAUGAGUGACAUUGUGUUCCUGCGCUCCUGGUACCCGGUGUCAGUCCCUCAGCUCUACAACCCCGUGACCUCCCUGCUGAUGCCAGCGGGCCAGAAGGACAGUUGGUCGGGCAUGAGGACGGUGGGCCAGCUGAAACACGACCUGGGGGUCCGCAACAAGCCCAACACAGACUCGCUGUACAAGCCGGUGGUGCGAGCGCAGCGCCACUUCAACAAGCUGCACAUCCCCAGGCAGCUGCAGAAGGCAUUGCCCUUCAAGAGCAAGCCCAAACAGGACCAGCCCAAGGGCAAGACGCCCAAGGACCUCCAGAGGCCCGCUGUCAUACGGGAGCCCCACGAGAGGAAGGUGGCAGCGCUGCUCAACGCGCUGAGCACAGUGCACAACUACAAGGUCAAGAAAGCGCACACGGCGCAGCACGCUAAGCACAAGGGCUUCCUGCGGCAGCGGGACAAGGCGGAGGAGGACAAGCUCAAGAGGCAGAAGGAGGCAAAGAAGAAGCUUUACCGUAUGAUGGGCCAGAAGGAGAAGAAGAGUCAGAGGUCCAGUCUGAAAGGGGCGCCGCUUGAUGACUGAUUUGGAAAUCAAUAUGACUCUCUUAAAGACCAGUGUAAUAACUUUUUGGCCUACCAAUGGAAUGGAAUAAUCCUCUGUUUAAGCAUAAUCUGUUGGGCUGCAGUGGAGUAGAGUGAAAUUGCCCCUAGAUGCUGAUCUUGGGUCAGUUUAGCAUUUUCCCCGUUAAUGGUUAAAGGGAUACUUUGGGAUUUGGCAAUGAAGCCCUUUGUCUACUUCCCUAGAGUCAGAAACUCAUUGAUGGAUACGAUUUUUAUGUCUCUGCAUCCAGUAUGAAGGAAAGAUUGGGAGAGGGGAAGCUUAUCCUAGAUCUGUACCUAGGGGAAUCUUCACCCAGAGAGUCUGCAGUACUGGGGUAGGAGACAGUGUAAAUGCAAGGAAUGGAUGAACAUCCUUCAGCUUCUGUAGCCUGGUUGUGUAAUGUGGUUUUUCAACCCCAGUUAUUGACACCUCAUUUUGAGUGGUUCCAUAGAGGAACUAGGAAGAACUGUAUAUUAGUCAUAUCUUGACCACUUGUCUAGCUUCAAUCUUCCGUGGUGUUUUAAUAAAAAAUGAAUUGCAAAAAUA
Messenger RNA from Salmo salar (Atlantic salmon), 4632 nucleotides. Its product is annotated as ribosome biogenesis protein BMS1 homolog. Gene Ontology annotation, biological process: endonucleolytic cleavage of tricistronic rRNA transcript (SSU-rRNA, 5.8S rRNA, LSU-rRNA); ribosome biogenesis; maturation of SSU-rRNA from tricistronic rRNA transcript (SSU-rRNA, 5.8S rRNA, LSU-rRNA). Lineage: Eukaryota; Metazoa; Chordata; Actinopteri; Salmoniformes; Salmonidae. The record is from RefSeq and is a predicted model, not a curated record. Gene Ontology annotation, molecular function: GTPase activity; U3 snoRNA binding; GTP binding. Gene Ontology annotation, cellular component: nucleus; 90S preribosome.